UAAAAAAUUUACCAACCUCGAAAGUUGUUCGAAAGUUAUUAUCAAAUAACGUUGUUGUUCCUGUACGUUGGAUAACGAUGGUAAAAUAUUUGAAACAAGACGAAGCCAUCAAUAUAGACCAAGAACUGUUCAACGUUUAUAAAUUUAGCGUUGACCAGUUAAUGGAACUUGCCGGGUUGAGCUGCGCAACGGCAGUUUACAAGUGUUUCCCGCCAAAUGGCAAUCAGAAUAAUAAAGUUUUAGUGCUCUGCGGACCAGGUAACAAUGGUGGAGAUGGUUUAGUUUGUGCUAGACAUAUGAAACUUUUUGGUUACUUGCCUGAAGUGUAUUAUCCUGUGCGCACCGAUAAGGCAUUGUACCAUAAUCUCGUCCAUCAAUGUGUAUUGUCUGGCGUGCCAGUGUCAGAUGUCUUGCCCGAAAAUUUAAAUACAUAUGACAUACUGGUGGACGCAUUAUUUGGUUUUAGUUUCAAGCCUCCCGUGCGUCCCAAAUUCGUAUCAGCCAUUGAUGCAUUGAACGCAACCAAUAAGCCUAUUUGUAGCAUAGAUGUACCCAGUGGGUGGAGUAUAGAAGGUGUUCCCGAAAGCAAUGGAAUCAGUCCAGAGCUUUUGAUUUCGUUGACUGCACCAAAAGAAUGUGCGAAAAAUUUCAAGGGAAAAUAUCACUAUUUGGGUGGAAGAUUUGUUCCUAAAGAAUUGGAGGAGAAAUACAAAUUACAAUUGCCUCCAUUCCCCGGUACAGAAUGUUGUGUUAAAUUGUAAAAUCAAUUUAAUAGUUA
This is a messenger RNA of Cinara cedri, 778 nucleotides long. The record is from the annotation of a GenBank genome assembly. NCBI's taxonomy places the organism in Eukaryota, Metazoa, Arthropoda, Insecta, Hemiptera, Aphididae.